AUGUUGGAAUAUAUCUUCCACGACAUGUGUUUCAGUCAUGGACAGUUAUAUGUGGCUUUAUCCAGAGGUGUUUCACAGACUACAACAAAAGUUUUAUCCGAGAAAGGAAAAUUGGAAGGAGAAGAUGGUGACUACACAAAAAAUGUAGUCUUUAAACAAAUUCUUUUAUCGCACCCGCAGUUUUUUAAAGCUCAAGAGCGCAUCGAUAAAGGGAUGUAUGAAGAAUUGAUUCGAAUUUUUACAAGGUAG
Lathyrus sativus (Indian pea) is the source of this 249-nucleotide messenger RNA. The record is from the annotation of a GenBank genome assembly. NCBI's taxonomy places the organism in Eukaryota, Viridiplantae, Streptophyta, Magnoliopsida, Fabales, Fabaceae.